Molecule: messenger RNA, 3571 nt
Organism: Calliphora vicina (urban bluebottle blowfly)
Lineage: Eukaryota; Metazoa; Arthropoda; Insecta; Diptera; Calliphoridae
Product: A disintegrin and metalloproteinase with thrombospondin motifs 7-like
Exons: 9
Coding region: 85-2823 (912 amino acids)
Biological process (GO): proteolysis; extracellular matrix organization
Cellular component (GO): extracellular matrix
Molecular function (GO): metalloendopeptidase activity
Source: RefSeq, a predicted model, not a curated record
UUAAAGGAGAGCAGCAGUUUUUUUUAAAGCAUAUUUAAAAAUCUGUAUAUAAUAAUAAUUUAAUUUAAUAGUUAUUGUGUUCGGAUGACAUUUGCCAUGUUUUCUACUAGUGUUAUCAGCUUAACAGUAGUUCUACUACUCAUAUCUAUAGCCAACACACUCAAUGCUUCUACUACCUCAAAAUCUGAUGAUAAAAUUGUGGCAAAUCCUUUGGAAGUUACAAAAUCCUUAAAUUCCUUAGAUAAUAAUAAAUUAACAAACAAAAGCUCUUCAAAGUCAGCCAGUUCUAUAGAUGAAACAAAGUCAUUAUCAAAAAGCUCCAAAAGCUCUAAGAAACCCGAAGAAUCUAAUGAUUAUGAAGAAGACUAUGGCGAUGAAGAGGCUGAUGAAGAUGAAGCUGAAAGUGGGGGUGGUGGUGGUGGUGGACGUAAUAACUCUCGCCAAAGACCCAUACACAUUACAAAAAGAAUAGGCACCACUUAUGCCUGGGGACGUUGGGAGAAAUGGAGUAGAUGCACAAAUUCCUGUGUACAAAUCAGAAAAAGACAGUGCAUUAAAAGAAUACAAAAUGCCACCGACUCUGAUGCCUUGGAAAUCACUUUCUAUCCCGAUUUAGCCGAACAGACCACCGGCUGUUUUGGCAUUAUGAAAAAAUACCGCCUGUGCAAAGAUGAGAAAUGUAAAUUUAGCAAUCGUCAAAUGCGCAAUGAACAAUGUUCGGCCUAUAAUAGACAGCAAUACAAAGGCAAAUUCUAUACAUGGCAGGGCUAUGAAAAGGAACAUAAUGAAUGUGAAUUGUAUUGUAAACCCAUUGAUUCCGAUAUAUUCAUUAGCAUGAAUCAAUCAGUAACAGAUGGGACACCAUGCGAGAAACCAGCCAUUUAUUAUACCCACUACUAUCGUCGCAAGGCGGUAUGUGUGGAGGGUAUUUGCAAGGCGGUACAUAGCACUGGAGCCAUACGCCCGGCCACCACCCGAGAUAGUCAGGAGAAAUGUGGCUCGGUAUUGUGCCGUAAAGUCAGCGAAAUCUUUUCACAAUCUAAAUUAAAUCAUGGCUAUAAUUAUAUUACCAGUUUACCGGCUGGAGCCAUGAAUGUCACCAUUAAACAAAUGGCCAAAAGUAGCAAUUUAAUAGCUAUAAAAACCACCGACGAUAUUUUUAUAAUCAAUGGCAAUAAUAAAGCCUCCGAGGGAGGUAUAUUCCUGUACGAUGAUGAUGUCUAUGACUACAAUAAAGAGGCCAGUUCAAUUGUGGCCAAGGGACCUUUGCGUAAACCAGUUAAACUAAUGCUUUUAGUGCGCACUCUUAAUCCAGGCAUUAGCUAUACCUAUACUUUACCCGUAGCCUCGGCCUCCAUUAGCGAACCGGAAGAGCUGCAAAGCCAAUGGAAUGAACUUGGCAAGCCCUUAGAGGAAAAUACACGUGUCAAAGAAAAGAAACGUAGACGUUUUGCAUGGGCGGUAUUAGGCUUUGGUCCCUGUAGUCGUACCUGUGGCAAUGGUGUGAGUUUGCCGAUUUAUCGCUGUAUCGAAGCAUCUACCAAACGCUAUUAUUCACCCAAAAGAUGUGCCCUCGUUAAGAAGGAACAAUUUGAUGAGGGUGUUUAUCAUUGUAAUUAUGGCCUAUGUCCUGCCUACUGGCGUCCUUUGGAAUAUGGUGAGUGCGAGUGUUUACCCAGUGUGGCCGAAGGUGUGCGCAGUCGUAAGGUACAAUGUGUACAGGAACAGGCCAGUGGCAUUAUAGAGGAAGUAGAGGAAACAAAGUGUAAAACUGAGAAAUUACCCGAUCUAAAGGAAACCUGUAAUUGCCAUUUAAUGGCCAAAAGAAAGAUUUAUGAACGAAAUCCCGAAAAUCGACCCAAAAUGUAUUCGAGACUUAUAGGCUCACCGGGGGCAGUGAAAAGUGUUUUAGGCAAACGCCAUUUAAAUUCAUCUCUGGCCCCCCCUUUAAGACGCUUCCAUCGUGAUGAUCGUUACGAUAAGACUGGCGUUUGGCUAAUGUCCGACUGGAGUCAACAGUGUUCACAAGACUGUAGCGUCAACUAUGAACAUCGUACCAUUUACUGUGAUCGCACCGCUCCCUAUACGGAUCUGUGUGAUGCUCGUUUGACACCCGAACAAAAACGUUCAUGUUCUACACGUUCAUGCCGCAGAGGAUCAUGGUUUACGGCCGACUGGUCCAAUUGUACCGGAGAAUGUUUUAAUAUGCAACGUACCCGCAUGGUUCUGUGCAUUAUGGAUGGCUAUGUGGUGGAUGCAGCACAAUGCUCGUCGGAAACGAAACCUUUGGAGGUGGAAAAUUGUACUCGUCAUGAUGCGGAGUUUUGUGGACCAAAGUGGCAUUAUUCAGAGUGGUCAGAGUGCUCCCGCACCUGUGGCGAGGGCGUUCAGCGUCGCUACGCCAAAUGUCUCGAAUUUGAUUGGAAACAAAAUGCGAUGAUCGAAUCGAAUAAAUGUAAAUAUUUGGAAAGAGAGCCCGUCUACGGUGCCUGUAGUCUGGCCAAAUGUGAAGAAUUGAAAAUGCAGCAGCAUAACCGUACUACUGCGUCUGCUGCAUCAUCUGCCAACGACGACUAUCGUAGUUAUGGCAUGGAUGCGGAUGAUAAUAUGGGUGGUGAUGUUGCUGGUGUUGGAGUUAGUAAACAUAUAGUUCAUAGAGAUUUGGCAGCUGGCAAAGAGAAAUUGGUAAUAGCAGCGGCGCCACAAAGCCUACAAAAUUGUAAUGAUGAGUUAAAUAAUUGUAAACGUAUUAAUCGCGAACGCCUGUGUAAAUUGGAGUUUUAUAAAACAUAUUGUUGUCUAACGUGCCAUGGUUAUCAUUAGGAAAUAUGAGAGUAUUGGAAAUGGAAAAGGAAUAGAAAAUAUAAUAAAAAUAGGAAGAAAAGUUACCAAAGAGUAAUUAAUUAAAAAUUCUUUUGUUAAACUUUCAAAAUCUAUUUGCUUACUAAUUUGUUACUUUUUGUAAAAGUACUUUUAACUCAAAAGUACUAAUUUUAUUUAAGUUUACAUUUAUCCUAAAAACUUAGAGCUAAAAUACUCCCAUAUUGUAGGAAUCUGCUGCCCCUUCUGUACUCAAUAAGUACUUUUACGUAUCUGUUUACUUAAGUUAAUAUGGCGCCUUUUCUUUCCCCCUUUUUAAUACAAUUGUUUCUUACCUUUAAUGGUUGUUUUGGAAGUGUAAAAUGUGCUACAUUUUCGCCUGAUAUUUAUGUGUCAAAAUUCCAAAUUUAUUUUUUAUCAAACGUGCCCGGAAUUUCCAUAUUUCUUGCUUUUCUAUUCAUCCAUUACUUGAAUCAUUUAGUUAUGAUUUUUUUUCUAUACAUAAAAUUAAUUUUAAAUAGCUUAAGUCCAAACAUUAUAUCUGUUUCUUUUGUAAUAGUAAUUUGAUUCCAAAGUUUAUGCGUUAAUCAAUAUUCAAAACAUUUAUGAUUUAUGUGUUUUAGACAAACAUUAUGAAAAUCAUGUUUAAAUUUAAAAUUACCUUUUUAUUAUUAUUAUUAUUAUAAAUGACUCAUAUUUAUUGCCAAUUUUAUUAUUAAUAAAUAUUAUGAUUAUUAUUUGUAUAAAACAA